Habropoda laboriosa is the source of this 2899-nucleotide messenger RNA. RefSeq names its product NF-kappa-B inhibitor cactus (gene cact). NCBI's taxonomy places the organism in Eukaryota, Metazoa, Arthropoda, Insecta, Hymenoptera, Apidae. The transcript has 3 exons. Bases 707 to 1903 code for a protein of 398 amino acids. The record is from RefSeq and is a predicted model, not a curated record. Gene Ontology annotation, molecular function: protein binding.
GUUACACGGUGCGUCCGUUAAUACUGUACAAUCAGUUCGUUUUCAGCCAGCGUGUUGGCCGGUGUUUCGACGACGAUUACACGAAUUCCCACGACUAUCGAAUUAUACACAUAUACAUCCGUUCUUCUUCCCCCGCGUUUUCUCUGUCGAAACACAAGCUCUUAUUAUUUACAUAACCUUCUUUGCUGUGAAAGGGCUUCCAUCUCUAUAUUCAGUUGUGAAACAUUAGUUUUUUCUAAAGAACGCGAAGUUAUCGUGAAACGACGUGUGAACCAGUGCCGAUAAUAUACGAAAGAAGUCGAACAUGAGAAUACGACUACAACGAGAAAGCGAACACAUGUAAAGCAGCCAGCUGUUCAAGUUCUUAUCGUCCGAUCUCGCACGAAUAAUACAGAACAGUGGCGUCGCUUGCGAACGAACGAAACGGAGACGAAUUGUGUUCAUUGAGAGAGUGGGAGAGAUCGAACGAAAUAACGUUAAAGGCCAAUUAAUUUCGCUAGACGGAAAGCUACGCAAAAGCGUCGCGUCGAGAUUUUCGAAAAGCGUCGCGUAUAUAUAGAGUACGUCGUCGCUCUGUGCGCCUAUGUGUUUGUCUGUCUGUGUCCCUUUGUGUGUAUUUACACAAAUCGCGUGGUAGUUUUCCUUUCAACGAGCGGGAAAAGGAGAGUCGAUCUUUGGUGUACAACUGAAUUCUAAACAAUCGAAAAUGUGGCAUCCGCCGAGAAAGACACCGAUGGAGAGCAAUGUUCCAGAGAGCGAGCAACAAAAGUGCGAGGAGAAACGUGAUUCGUGCCAAGUUGAUUCUGGAUUUUUGUCUAGUGGAAAUCUACAAGUGAGUUCGGAGCUGGGCGACUACGAGUUGAAUGUUGCAACAACCGCACCCGUAGUACCAGAACCAAUGAGAGUAGACAGCGGCGUGGAUCUUGGCUUGAGCGAAAGCUUAAGCCAGCUUACGUUGAAACAAGUUACAUUGAAUCCUCUGGCGAGCGGCAAAGUUCAGGUUGAACCAACUGUCGAGUUGACUCCGGUGAGCACCGACAAGCUCGAACAACAUGACGCUUCGACGUUACGGCAUGAAUCGCAUCGAUCACCUGAGACGCUGUUCAAUGAGGAACCUUGGCAGCUCUACUACACACAGGACGACGACGGUGACACGCAGCUGCACAUAGCCAUAGUGCAAGGCUUCCUAGAAGCUGCGUUCAGCUUAAUUCGAAUGGCACCUCAUGUCUGCCUAUUGAAUAUACUAAAUGACGAUGGCCAAUCCCCAUUACACCUGGCGGUGUUGACGAGGCAACCGAGGAUCGUCAGGCGACUAAUUCUAGCAUGUGCAAAUCCUGCAUUGAGGAACUUUCGUGGAAAUACAGCUCUUCACCUGGCGUGCGCGACCGGUGAUCUCGCUUCGGCGAAGGCCCUCACGGACCCUUUGUCCACCGUCGAGAGGAAUUACCUUCAUCCCGGAAAGAAAAUACCUGCCCUGCCGCAAAAUCUCGAACAACGGAACUACGAUGGAGAGAUGUGCCUGCACAUAGCAGCCGCGUCUGGCCAAGUAGAGCUGGUGCGGCUUCUUUUGCGCCUCGGUGCAGAUCUGGAGGCGAGGGAGGCAUUGGCGGGAAAAACGGCCCUUCACCUCGCUGUGGAACGUGGGUGUCGGUCAGUGGUCGCGUUUCUACUGCAAGAGUGUAGGCCGUGUUUGGACACGCAGACAUACGCCGGUAUCACCGCUUAUCAGAUAGCCCUGUGCUUCGACAGUCAACUGGCUAGGGAAUUAGUAAGACUGGGCGCGACGCCGAAACCUCUUCCGGAAUCAGACUCCGACAGCAGCGACGAGGAUGAAAGCCCUGCGAACAAUUAUUUACCCGCGAUCGCGAGAAUUAGGCAAAAUGUAGUUGGAGUUAAAGUGUAAAAAGUCGCCGAUCGGUCCUCUAUUUUUUCUAUCUCUCUCUUUUUCUUUUUUUUUUUUUUUUGGUCGAUCGAUGCUUAGCAUUAUAUAACCGAUUGGAUAUUACCGGAAAAAUACCCGCAACGAACGAGAUAUUUAUACGUAUUAUAGAUAUGGAACGUGUAAGUUAUGGAUAUAUCGUUCGACAAUUAGAGGAGGGUAUUUUUUGAAAAAAUUUCGCGAUAAUGUGUAGGUUAUUAUUACGGAUCGCGAAUUACGACGGCUAUGUUGACGCCAAGCGAGGAAAUGAUUCGAAACUCCGUCGAGUACAAGUAUUAAUUGUAUCACAUCGAACAUGUUAUUAUUCUGUUGGAACUAAUUACGCGAUGCAACAAUGUGAAUGUAUAACGAAACGAAAGAAAUACGAAAGACGAGCAGGGAGACGUGUUAGAACGAGACAGGAUAGAAGAGUGAUGGGAAUAAUCUGAAAACCGUGCCUCUAUGAGGAGCAAAUAUUACUACCGGCUACUACUGCUGUUAUUGUAUACUUCGAUAACGAGUACGAUUGUCCGAGCGUACGUCGACUGCGAAAUGAAUUCACAAUUUUUACGCUUAGGGUGACCGCAGGAUCUCGUUUCUUGUAAAUAUAGGCGAAAGUUAUGAAAACAUUUUUUUUUUCUUUUGUGUUAGAAUUGUGUGAGAAUGUAGUAGUGGCACUCGUACGCUUCGAAGCGUCCUAAAACGAGAGAAGACGCAUUGAAAUGACGAUUAAAGUAUAACGAAAAUGGAAGGAAAAAAAAACGUUAGUAUGUAAACGAAACAUUCGUAAUUUCAUUGUUCGCUUAAGGUGUACAUACAUAUAUAUUUAUAUUAGUUGAAUUAAGAGACCGAAAUAACACUCUUCGAAAUAGAAUUAUUUAUCGAGGAACGUAGAAAGAUAAUUCACUCGGGUAUUACUACGACGUAAUAAGUACGCUACGGUAUUUUAUCGUGAACGUUUAUAAAUUUCCUCGUACCCCU